UGUAAUAUUAUACAUGAAAGACAUUGGAUCAGGUGUAUGUCUCACAAUGAUAUGUUCUGAUAUUUGUGAGAUUCUUAACACAACAAUAAUUUGCAACAACCCAACCAUGCCUACACCCACACCCACAACACCUGUACCUACCUGCCCUGAAUGGAAUGUAACACAAAAUGAGACGUUCUUUUUGUGCAACUGCACCAUGGCCAGAUGCAUUGAGAACAAUACAAUUGAAAUAAUUCCAUAUGAAUGUCCACCCCUUGAGAACAUCACUUGUACCAAUGGAAAGAAACCAGUUCUUGUGUAUGAUGACUUCUACUGCUGCCAGCAUUACGCUUGUGACUGUGUAUGUGAAGGCUGGGGAGAUCCUCAUUACAUUACAUUUGAUGGAUUGUACUACAGUUAUCAAGGAAACUGUACUUACGUCUUGAUGGAAGAGAUUUUACCAAAACAUAACUUAAAUAUUUAUAUUGACAAUGUCUUCUGUGAUCCCACUGAAGAUGUUUCUUGUCCGCGAUCAAUAAUUAUAUCAUACCAAAUGGAAGUUGUCACACUUUUAAAUCAUAACCUUCUUGGAGCAGCACAGUUGGAGGCACUGAAAAACGGAGUACGUCUGAAACUACCUUAUUCACAACAAGGUGUUAGGAUCUUGGACUCUGGCAUUAACUUGGUUUUGGAGAUCCCUCACUUAAAAGUGGUCAUCACAUUUGGAAUAACUGGCUUUAGUGUGACCCUUCCAUAUCAAUACUUUGGCAAGAACACACAGGGCCAUUGUGGAACAUGCAAUAACAACCAGGCUGAUGACUGCAGGUUGCCUGAAGGCCAGCUGGUGGAAAAUUGUGCCGUGAUGGCCGACUAUUGGCCUGCAAAACACAUUAACCUACCCAAUUGCCAAAUACCUUCUGUUUUGCCCACUGACAUGCCUGAACUUCCACCAACCCUAACUCCAUGCAAACCAGAUUCCAUAUGUCACCUGCUUAAAAGCAGUCUCUUUGCAGCGUGCCAUCCCUUCGUCUCUCCUGACAAUUUCUAUCGAGGUUGUGUUUUUGAUAGCUGCCAUGUUUCCAACCCAGCUGUGGACUGUACAAGUUUGCAGACUUAUGCUGCUGCCUGUGCUCAAGCUGGGGUUUGUGUGCACUGGAGGAACCACACCAGGUUGUGUGCGAGUGACUGCCCAUCAAACAAAGUUUACAAGCCAUGUGGUCCUGCAGAACAGCCAACCUGUGAAGACAAUACCAAUGAACCAUCCAUGAAUUACACCACAGAGGGCUGCUUUUGUCCUGAUGGAAUGAAACUCUUUAACAAAGACUCUGGCAUAUGUGUUAGUAUCUGUGGAUGUCUUGAUCCUGAGGGCAUUCCUCGUCAGUUUAAUGAGAGGUUUGAGUACAAAUGCCAAAACUGCAUUUGUGAGGAGUCCACCAAGACUGUGACUUGCAAGCAAAAGGCAUGCCCGACACCACCUAUAACACAUUGCACUGGUCCCGGGUUUGUCCUUGUCAACCAAACUAUGCCAUCAGACCACUGCUGUUCUACUUUUGUUUGCCAAUGCCACAGCAACACAUGCCCAAUCACUGACAUGAACUGUCCAGCAGGAUAUAUGCCAGUUGUCAGUGUUCCUGAGGGUAAAUGCUGUCCAGAACAUAGAUGUGAGCCUAAAAGAGUUUGUGUACACAAAGACAAUGAAUACCAGCCUGGCUCUUCAGUUCCUGCGCCUCUAUGUCAGGAUUGUACCUGCACCAAUGAGUUGGACCCUGGUUCUGGUCUAUUCAAGAUACGUUGUGAGUUUCAGAAAUGUCAAGAAGACUGUGACAGGGGAUAUGAAUAUGUGGAAACUAAUUCAGAUGAAUGCUGUGGAACGUGUGUACAGACACACUGUGUCGUCAGUGUUAAUAAUACCAAGAAGCUCUUGAAGCCAGGAGAGACCUGGUCACCAACUGAGAAUAAGUGUCAGCAUUACACCUGUAUUGAGGUCGGUGACACUUUAACAACGUUCAAUUCACAAAUUGUCUGCCCACCAUUCCAGCAGAGCAACUGCCAACCUGGCACAAUUCAGACUGCAGCAAAUGGCUGUUGUAAAAUCUGUGUGGAGAGGGAGAAGGCCUGCAAGGUAGUACUCAUGAAAACACACAUUAUGCACAAGGGCUGUCAGUCCAACCAGGAGGUAGAAAUGCCAUAUUGUGAAGGAUCCUGCAACACUUUCACUAAGUACUCUGAAGCAGCAGCUGCUAUGCAGCAUUCUUGUUCCUGCUGUAGGGAGACUCGCUCCAGCAAUCGCACUGUUGACUUGCACUGCCUGAAUGGAGAUGUAGUUCCCUACUCAUACAUCCAUGUGGAGGAGUGUGGCUGCGGCCACACAGACUGCACCAGAGCUGCUGCACAACCCGUCCGUAGGAGGAAAAGCUCCACACUGGUGUAAACUGGAUGUGGGAUGUAAAAGUUUCUUCCCAUUAUGUGUUAACAAUCAUUACAUCUCUUACAAAGCUUUGUAAAGAGAAUAUUUAUCAAUCAAAAUAAAUACAAAUAUGCAACUUUG
Messenger RNA from Etheostoma spectabile (orangethroat darter), 2527 nucleotides. RefSeq names its product intestinal mucin-like protein. The transcript has 18 exons. NCBI's taxonomy places the organism in Eukaryota, Metazoa, Chordata, Actinopteri, Perciformes, Percidae. Gene Ontology annotation, molecular function: protein binding. Bases 14 to 2410 code for a protein of 798 amino acids. The record is from RefSeq and is a predicted model, not a curated record.